Messenger RNA from Ictalurus furcatus (blue catfish), 4540 nucleotides. RefSeq lists its product as uncharacterized. Gene Ontology annotation, molecular function: RNA polymerase II cis-regulatory region sequence-specific DNA binding; DNA-binding transcription factor activity, RNA polymerase II-specific. NCBI's taxonomy places the organism in Eukaryota, Metazoa, Chordata, Actinopteri, Siluriformes, Ictaluridae. Gene Ontology annotation, cellular component: nucleus. Gene Ontology annotation, biological process: regulation of transcription by RNA polymerase II. The transcript is spliced from 3 exons. Bases 2566 to 3510 code for a protein of 314 amino acids. The record is from RefSeq and is a predicted model, not a curated record.
ACCAUUUUUGUGUUGAUUUUGAUGUUUGUUUUGGAUCAUUGUCCUGCUGGAAGAUCCAACCACGGCCCAUUUGAAUCUUUCUGGCAGAGGCAGUCAGGUUUUCAUUUAAUAUCUGUUGAUAUUUGAUAGAGUCCAUGAUGCCAUGUAUCCUAACAAAAUGUCCAGGUCCUCUGGCAGAAAAACAGCCCCAAAACAUUAAAGAUCCACCUCCAUAUUUAACCGUGGACAUGAGGAACUUUUCCAUAUGGCUACCUCUCUGUGUGCUCCAGAACCACCUCUGGUGUUUAUUGCAAAAAAGUUCUAUUUUGGCUUCAUCUGACCAUAGAACCCGAUCCCAUUUGAAGUUCCAGUAGUGUCGGCACACUGAAGACGCUCGAGUUUGUUUUUGGAUGAGAGUAGAGGCUUUUUUCUUGAAACCCUUCCAAACAACUUGUGGUGAUGUAGGUGACUUCGGAUUGUAGUUUUGGAGACUUUCUGACCCCAAGACACAACUAACUUCUGCAGUUCUCCAGCUGUGAUCCUCGGAGAUGUUUUAUCCACUCGAACCGUCCUCUUCACAGUGCGUUGAGACGAUAUAGACACACGUCCAAUUCCAGGUCGAUUCAUAACAUUUCCAGUGGACUGGAACUUCUUAAUUAUUGCCCUGAUGGUGGAAAUGGGCGUUUUCAAUGCUUGUGCUAUUUUCUUAUAGACACGCCCCAUUGUGUGAAGCUCAACAACCUUUUGCCGCACAUCUCAGCUACAUUCCUCGCUCUUACCCAUCGUUAUGCACGACUAAGGGAAUUUGGCCUAUGUGUUACCUCAUAUUUAUACCCCUGUGAAACAGGAAGCCAUGAUUGAACAACUUCCUGUUCCUAGUCACCCAGGUGUACUAAAAAUUUUUAAAUAUCAAUGGGAAUAUAUUUCAAAUAUAUUUUCGCAUAUGAAUUCAUAGGGGUGCCAAUAAUUGUUACACAGCUAUAUUUAACAAAGAUUUUAUUAAUCAGUUGAGGUAGCCACUCAACUGAUUUUGCUUUGGAAAUCGCUAUGUUGGGCCUCCGAGCAAACCUGGCAGUGAUGGGUCUCCAAACCUGAGCAAUAACAUGAUUCCGUGAGAGGCCCCAGAUCCACACCCAAGGACCAUUUGGACCAUAAAACAAGAGAUCCUGUCGAGAUGGCACCACCAUAGUUUAACUUUAAGGUCGCAAAGGGGCAGAGAAAGAGCAGAAUCCCCUUGGAAUGAGACCUUUGAACUCCCUUGUGGAAACAGGACUAAUACAGAUGCAUCUCAAAAAACACAGAGACUCGUUUCCCAUAUUGAAGCGUGUUCGAUUGCUAAACAACGCCUACUCAGGCCUGAGACUAACCUUAUUACCACUUGACGAAAUCACUCCGUUUUUAAAAUAAUGAAUUUGAACGUUCUCCUCCGGGUACUCCGGUUUCUUCCCCAGUCCAAAGACACGAGUUGUAGGCUGAUUGGGAUUUCCGAGUUGUCCGUAGUGUGUGAAUGGGUGUGUGUGUGUGUGUGUGUGUGUGUGUGUGUGCGCGAUUGUGCCCUGCGAUGGGUUGGCACCCUGUCCAGUGUGUCCCUUGCUAUGUGCCCUGAGUUCCCUGGGAUAAGCUCCAGGCUCCUUGCGUCCCUGUGUAGGAAAUUCAGCAUGGAAAAUGAAUGGGUGGAAGUGUAGAUUCCACCGUUUCAACACUGUAAAAUGAUGUUGGUAAAUUAAGAGCGUCUCUACUCCUAACUUCUAGUAAGGAUGCUAUUUAUAUGGCUAAUUACACUAGCGGAACUGCUAAAUGAUUUGGGUGAUUGGGAUAUACUGUACUAUCAUCUUACCCCCUCACCUUUUUAAUAGUUAUUAUUAUUAUUAUUAUUAUUAUUAUUAUUAUUAUCAGAAAAAAAGAAGUGAUAUUAACUUUGUUCAUGUUUAAGUCUGCUUUUUUUCCCCCCCUACAGUUUGAUAUGCACAUGCCUGUUUGUACAUGUUCAGUAUAUAUCAUAAUAAACGAAUUCUAAAGAGAGGCGGAAGAGACGCAGGUUUCUGAUUGGCUGUGUGCUUGGGGGGGGGACGCGACGCAGUUUCAUAGGCUGAGCGGUCUGUCAGUCUUUGUUCCGCAGGUAGAGGAAGUGUUACAUCACCAAAUGCAUCCACAGGCCGAAAUUUAAAGGUAAGAGCUCGUCGCUAUGACAACUCAAAUGACAUAGCAUUGCAAACGCUUUAUUUAUUUAUUUAUUUAUUUAUUUAUUAUUUAUUUAUCAAGCUUUGAAAGCGUUCAAUUCGCUAACAGGACACGUUUAAAUGUCGUAUUUUGAGCUUGGCGCGUGAUGGAUGAGAAUCAGCUGCUAUACUUGUUAGCCACCGUUGCUAGCUAGCAUCGCGCUAAAUCUGCAGAGCUGAAUGAACGUUUACAUUUACAGUUAGGAAUUAGCGCAUAAAGUGAACCCAUAUAAACACCCCUCAGGAUGACGAGUUUCUUAUUUUAUUUUAUUUUAUUUUAUUUUAUUUUAUUUAAUUUUUUUAUUUUGCGUCGUGAGAGUUAUAUAAGACUGCAGAUCGUUGGCUCAGAGCGAACCCCGAACAGAAGAUGACUCAGAUGGACCUCCUGGUCAGCAACGUGGCCGAGCUUUUGGCUACGGCCGUGCACGAGGUCCUGCGUCUGAUGGGUCAGGCCGUGUCCGAGUACCGCGACGAGUCGGCCAGGAUUCGGCAGGAGAACCAGAAACUGCAGCGCACGCUCCAGGAGCUCCAGAACAGCCUCCAGAUAUCAGACGCAGUGCAGCAGGUCUCGUCCUCCGUAGCCGCAGAAGAGCCGCUCUACGAGUCCCACCGUGCGCGAGUGCCGGACUGUCAUUCGGAACGAGAGCCGGUCGAGACGGAAGAGAACGAGGAAGCGGAUUCCUACAAGCCGUCUUUCGAGGAGGAGAAACCGAGCGCGCUGCACCUGAGAGCGGAAACGCGAGAACCGGACGACUCGUGCGACUUGUCUCAUAAGAGGAGGAGGAGCUUCUCGAGCUCGAGGAGCCGAUCGGCUUCACCCGAAGCGCCGGGAGUCUUAAACGCCAUCAAAACGGAAUCGACGUCCGACUUUCCCGAGCGUUCGCUAUCAGAUCAGACCGAAAACGCGAACACCGACGCGCACCUCCACCUUCCCUAUUACCUGGUCCACGUCAAUCCCGCCCACGUCACCUGGGACGCGUCCGUUCCGCCGCGCGCAGAGAACGCGGCGGACGCCGGCGGUCCGUUCGGCGUCACCGUGCGGCGAGAGAACUCGCACGCCUGUCACGUGUGCGGAAAGUCGUUCGCGACCGCCUCCAGCCUGGGCGCGCACUUCGUCUGCCACUCGGGCGAAAGACCGUUCGCCUGCGAGCGCUGCAAGUUCAGGUUCAGCCGUUUAGCCGAUCUGAAGAAACACGAGCGCAUCCACACGGGGGAGAAGCCGUACAACUGCGCGCUCUGCGGGAGGAGGUUUAACCGCACAGAGAACCUCAGACGCCACCUGAGGAAAGUCCACCACGGAGCUCUGCUUUAGCCGCCCGAGCUUACUGACGAAACUCUCCGCUUUUAUUUAUACGCUGCAGUUUUUCAUACACCGUAACCAUAACAACACUACCCCCGAGUCCUAGCUCCUACAGGCUACCUACCCAGUUUCAUUAUUAGUAGUAGUAGUAUUAAUAAUACAUUUAUUUUUUUUUAGAUUUAGUGCUAGAAAAUGAAGAGUCGUGCUCGUGAGCCUCGUCGAUGACGUUGACAUUGAAGUAUCUCAAACUCCUUAUAUACAACCUUUCAGCCAGCGCCCUGUGUUGGACUCCAUAUUGUUCCCCCACUCGGUUUGUCCUCCGCAGCUCUCUCUACCACACCGACCGCAGUCUAACUGAUUUCAACUCUCGACCCGUUUAAACUGUUGCGCUCCUUCCUGCAUGGUGUUGGUUAUAGAGUAUACGCUCAUAUAGAUUCUCUUUUUCUUUAGAUUUUAGUUUUACAGUCUUCUGAAAAAAAAAAUAAAUAAACAAAUUUCUUCUUUUUUUUAUUUUUUUAUUUUUUAAAAACCACCUGCCUUAAUUAAUUCAUUUAUUUGGUCUUCCACUUGUGAAUGUGUAAUUAAACUGAAGUCCAAAGGGUCCAGAAGUGACCCGACCAGCAUCGCAGCAUUAAUCCAACACCGUAGCGCAGGCUCGGGCUUUCCGACAGGACCCUAUAAUAUCCGGAUCGACAUGUCACCCGUGUCGUCAUAUCGCUUUCCUUAUUUAUUUAUUUUUUUAAAAAAUUACAAUUUGAUGAUGAAUCAGUGCGAAAAUGAUCUUUAAGCAAGUAUAUCCAUAUAUAUAUAUUCACGAUAACAAAUAAAAGACCAUUAAGCCUAUUUCUAGACAUAUUUACUCAUUUCUGUUCUGUUGGCAGAUCUCAUUUAGUGUCUUUCUAGUAAUAGACGAAUAAGCAAAAUGAUCUGCUGACGGAAUACGAUUCCAAGCCUCGGAUGAGUCGGAUUGUUAAGAAGUAGGUUCACUGGUCGUAUAUUUGUUUAAAAACAUUCUAAUAAAGAGAAAGAUCAGUUGGCUGUA